Molecule: messenger RNA, 843 nt
Organism: Cryptomeria japonica (Japanese cedar)
Lineage: Eukaryota; Viridiplantae; Streptophyta; Pinopsida; Cupressales; Cupressaceae
Exons: 2
Coding region: 449-778 (109 amino acids)
Source: RefSeq, a predicted model, not a curated record
UUAUGAAAUAUAUAUUAGCUAUUGAUUGAAUAGGAGAUGGCAUAAGUAAACUAAAUACUGAUUUGUAAAAUGAAAUAUAUGAAUUCUAAUACUUGGCCACAUCAUACAUGAGCACAUCUAUGUUGAGAUUAUGCACAUGGAUUGUGUUGUUUACUAAACUAAGAUUUUAUCAAAACAUGAGCACUUCUAUGUUGUUUACUUUGGAAGCCUUUGGGUCAAGAAUGAAAGGAUGUUUAGGGCAUAUGGAUAUUGUGUUAUAAGUUUCCUUUUGAAAAGGUCUUUUAGGUAAGUGUUGUUACGAAAUUAAGAUGAAGAUUGACACUAUGUCUAGUUGAUGUGUGUGAAUCCUCCAAGCCCUCUGCAUCGUAUUGGUAUCAGAGCUAGCAAUUGGAUCCCUUGGUUGGUGGGAGAUUGCAGAUUGAAGGUUGAGUAAAGAGUUGGUGUCAAGAUGCCUCCUAAAAAUGCAGGUACUGCAAGAGAGUUGCAGGAGUUAAGAGAAAAGAAUGCAAAGUUGCAAGAAUCCUACAAUGCCCUUUUGGCAAGGCUUGAAGCCUUGGAGUCAAACCAAAGAAGAAAUGUUGACAUAGGAGAUGUCAGUGAUGAAGAAGUAGAGGAAGACUUCCAAGAGGCAGAAGAUGAGGAACCGUUGGAUCCUAAGGAGCAGAGGACCAUCAGACUUCUGAAGGCAGUUGGAAGUGAUCAGUACAAGUUGAACAUGUACCUGAAGAAUAGAAGUUCAAGUUCACAAAGACCAAACUCAAGGGGCAUGCACUCAUGAGCAAGCUGAGAGAAGGAAGAAGGGCGAAGCCAAAGUCACAUCUUGGAACAGGAUGGUGGCUAAAC